CCCGAUUCUGCAGUCUCUUAGUCAGGGGCCAGCGGGCCAGCGUAUACCUGCCUAGAUAUUAAGUGUGAGUCGAACGGCCUCAGUCUAGCUCUACUAGCCAGCCACCUUGUUCAUCAGACUCAAUCAUUGCUGACUCCGCAUCAUGGACGAAAAAGACUCUUCUUCUACGCAGACUCCUCCAUCUGAGGAGCCUCAGUCGCCGCCCGCUGAGCCCAAGGAGGAAAGCGUGCGAACCAUCCAUGGCUUUAAGUGGUUUCUGGUUUGUAUAUCCCUCUAUGUCGGAUCCUUGAUCUACGGCUUGGACACGACAAUUGCGGCCGAUAUUCAAGCUGCUAUCAUCAAACGAUUCGACAAUGUCGACCAGCUGACUUGGGUCGGUACCGGGUUCCCCCUGGGUUCUGUAUGUGCCAUUUUGCCAGCUGCCGCCUUCUAUGCCGUCUUUGACCUCAAGAUGCUUUUCAUUGCCAGCGUCGUUCUUUUCGAAGUCGGCUCUGUCCUCUGCGGAGCUGCCCCCGACAUGAAUGCGCUGAUUGUAGGACGUGUCCUUGCUGGUUUGGGCGGAUCGGGCGUUUACAUUGGUAUCCUCAACUAUUUCUCCCUUUGCACAACCAAUCAAGAACGCGGUCGAUAUGUGUCAGGUAUCGGUCUCGUUUGGGGUGUCGGUGCUAUUUUGGGCCCUGUUGUUGGAGGUUCCUUUUCGGACAGUUCGGCCACCUGGCGUUGGUCUUUCUACAUCAAUCUGGUCAUUGCCGCUAUUUGCGCUCCGGUCUAUUUGUUUUACUUACCCUCAGUUAAACCGCCCGCAGCUUCCAAUGAAUCCAUCCUUCGAAGACUAGGAGCUAUGGACUGGAUGGGAUUCAUACUGAGCUCCGGUGCAAUGGUGUGUUUUGUCAUGGUUCUGACAUUUGAUGGAGCCGGAUGGGCCUGGGACGAUGGUCGAUCAAUUGCAACCUGGGUGGUUUUUGGAGUCCUUUUGAUUGCGACCACGGUGCAGCAGAAGUUUAAGCUGUUGACAGACGAUGAACACCGUAUGACGCCUCCCGGACACAUUCUCACGAAUCGCUCGCAGAUUCUUUUCAACAUCCAGACCGCGGCCACUGUGGCAAACAUUUAUGUUCCACUCUAUUAUAUCCCUUUGUACUUUCAGUUCGUGCAGGGAGACACUGCAGUAAAGGCUGCAGUCCGUCUGUUGCCUUUCAUUUUACUGCUGGUUUGCACUAACAUGGCAUCUGGUGCCCUUUUGCCACGCAUUGGCUACUACUGGGCCAUCUACGUCGUUACCGGUGUCCUGAUGACGGUCGGUGGUGCUCUCAUGUACACCGUGAACAUCGAUACCAACCCCGGCAAUGUUUAUGGAUACAGCGUUCUUCUUGCCAUAGGAAGUGGUCUGACCUUCCAAGCCGGCUAUACACUCGCCGGUAUCAAGGUUUCCUUGAAAGGCUGGUCAGGCAAAGACAUUCAGAUGGCCGUGUCCCUCCAAAACAUCUCCCAGGUCGGCGGCACGCUUCUUUGUCUGUUGAUAUCCGGACAGAUCUUCCAAAGUCUUGCCUUCAGCAACCUAAAGGCUGUUCUAGAGCCCGCAGGAUACAGCGACGCUGACAUUCGUACUGUUGUGGCUGGUACUCAGAGUUCUAUUUUCGAACAUCUCAGUUCCGAGCUGGCCCGUGAAAGCACCGAGGCAAUUACUCGGGCGAUGAGCCGCGUCUACACUAUCAGUAUUGCGGCCGGUGGAUUGUCACUUAUUGCUGCGUUGCUGAUGAAGAAGGAGCGGCUAUUUGGCAAGAAAUGAUUUUCAAGGUCGCCGUCAUCGUCAAGUAUUAUCUCUAAUCCCCUUUAAACUUCCCAGGUGGUGGUCGGCUAUAAUCAACAGUCUGGGCCUAUGCCUUCCAGCUGGAUAGCGCGAUGUUUUCGAAUAGAUUAGGUACGCAGGUUGAUAUUAG
This is a messenger RNA of Aspergillus steynii IBT 23096, 1940 nucleotides long. RefSeq names its product MFS general substrate transporter. Gene Ontology annotation, molecular function: transmembrane transporter activity. The transcript has 6 exons. The record is from RefSeq and is a predicted model, not a curated record. Gene Ontology annotation, biological process: transmembrane transport. Lineage: Eukaryota; Fungi; Ascomycota; Eurotiomycetes; Eurotiales; Aspergillaceae. The coding region runs from base 143 to 1789 and encodes 548 amino acids.